GAACGUCAAUUAAUUAUAUCUAAUGUCAAAGUGAAAAAUAAAAACAUGAAGUGGCUCAUCGUUCUCGCUUCCGCGGCUCUCGUGCACGGCUACACCCUAAAGGACAAUGAGGUGGAGACCGCUCGAUUGAACACCAGUGAUGAUUUGCUAGACAGUGUUAUCAGUGAUUGUUUCGGGUCUGACACGCCGAUGUCAUGCCUCAAAGUGAAAGUUCUCUCUUUCCUGGACACCAAGUUGGGAGUCAGCUCGGAGUCUGCGCGGGCUUUGGAUGAGAAGAACAUCGACAAGGUGAUAUUCGAACGCGUUGGAAGGAUCCUGAACAACAACGAAUUCAGGGUUCAACUGCCGGAAUUCCUCUUCCAAAGUGCCGAGGUCUCUUACAGAGCUGAUCGCGGCUUCGAUGUGGAUUUCCCUGAGACUGACAGUGAAAAUGGCGAAGCUCGUGGCAUCUUGAAGAAGAAGCUGCUGCUGCCAGUCCUUCUUCUGCUCAAGCUGAAGAUGAAGGCUCUGAUGCCGAUCCUCGUCGCCCUCAUCGGCAUCAAGGCCAUCAAGGCCCUCAUCCUUAGCAAGCUGGCUAUCACCCUCGUCAUCGGAUUCUUGGUUUACAAUCUGCUGAUGAAGAAAGGAGGUAUGCCCAUGAUGAUGGCCCCCACGGAGGCUGCUCCGCCAGCGCCUCAAUACGGCCCACCAGCGUCGCAGUAUGGCCCGCCGCAAUCCACCCCCGCCGCUCCUCAGGAUUCCUACGGCGCGCCUUGGGAACCCUCCAGCUCGGGACCCUACGCUCGCGUUUGGGACCCCUCCCAGCUUGCCUACAGCUCUUACUUCCCUAGCGAAGGAUCCUCCGCUGCAUCCGACCAGUCUCCCUCAUACUCCAGCGUAGCGUCCAUCUCCAGCUCGUCAUCAUCAUCAUCAUCACCCACCUACUAAACCAACGAUACCUCAUAACUCACAGGAACUUCCUCUGUAAAUAGAACACGAACGAAUGGCUAGCGUCUAUGU
This is a messenger RNA of Ostrinia furnacalis (Asian corn borer), 999 nucleotides long. RefSeq names its product DUF1676 domain-containing protein Osi20 (gene Osi20). Gene Ontology annotation, cellular component: membrane. The record is from RefSeq and is a predicted model, not a curated record. NCBI's taxonomy places the organism in Eukaryota, Metazoa, Arthropoda, Insecta, Lepidoptera, Crambidae. Bases 46 to 927 code for a protein of 293 amino acids. The transcript has 3 exons.